GGGGAGGUUGCCUGGACUGAGAUCUCGCUGCGCGGGCGGAAUCAUGGGCUCGAGCCCGGCGGUGGGUCCCACGGGGGGCGGCGGCGGCGACAGCGGGGACGGUCGCUGCUGCGACAUGAGCAUGAAGUGCUGGUGCAGGUGGAGGUGCGAACACCAGCACUACAGGGGAUUGUUUCUGAACAACAGCGGCUACGACGGGUUGGUUUUCUUCUUGGGCUGCUUCGUCGCGCUGGGCUCGAUCGCCACCCUCUACGCGUGGCUCGCCUUCACGCCGCCUUACGCCGUCGCCGCCCGGCCGGCGUCCGGCGGCGGGUGCCGGGAGGAUAAUGAAGGGUCCUGGUCCAUCGGCGUUUUCUACGGCGACUCUCCUUUUUCCCUCAAGCCCAUCGAAGCUAUGAAUAUAUGGAGGGAUGAGAGUGCAGCAUGGCCAGUGGCCAACCCGGUUGUGACCUGCGCUUCUACAUCUGAAGCUGGCUUUCCCAGUAAUUUCGUAGCUGAUCCUUUUAUUUAUGUGCAGGGUGAUGCUAUUUACCUGUUUUAUGAGACGAAGAAUGUUAUCACUAUGCAAGGUGAUAUAGCAGUUGCAAGAAGUGUUGAUAAGGGAGCAACUUGGCAACAAUUGGGUAUCGCUUUGGAUGAGGAUUGGCACCUUUCUUAUCCCUAUGUUUUCAGUUAUCAUGGGCAGAUAUACAUGAUGCCUGAAAGCAGUGAGAAAGGAGAGCUUCGAGUUUACCGUGCCUUUGAUUUUCCAUUGCAAUGGAAACUUGAAAAGGUCAUAAUGAAAAAGCCCAUGGUGGAUAGCUUCGUAAUAAACCACAAAGGUAAGUUUUGGCUCUUUGGCUCGGACCACAGCAGUUUUGGUUCCAAAAAGAAUGGGCAGCUUGAAAUCUGGUAUAGUGAUUCACCGCUUGGUCCCUGGAAGCCACACAAGAAGAAUCCCGUUUAUAAUACCGACAGGAGCGUGGGGGCUCGUAAUGGAGGCAGGCCAUUUAUACAUGAUGGAAUCCUUUAUCGAGUGGGUCAAGAUUGUGGAGAAACCUAUGGACGACGAGUUCGAAUUUUUAAGGUGGAAGUCCUCUCCAAAGAUGAAUUCAAAGAAGUUGAAGUCCCUUUAGGGGUAGAGGAGCCCAAUAAGGGGAGAAAUGCUUGGAAUGGUGCUCGGUAUCAUCAUCUUGAUGUGCAACAACUCCCGUCUGGCAAGUGGGUUGGAGUUAUGGAUGGAGAUCGAGUACCUUCUGGGUAUUCAGUCCGUAGGUUUAUUCUUGGGUGUGCUUCAGUUGCAGCAGUUGCAGUUAUAGUCGUUCUAAUUGGUGUGCUUCUUGGAGCUGUGAAGUGCAUUGUCCCUUUGAACUGGUCCAGCCAUGGCUUGGGGAAAAAGAGCAAUGCAUUUUUGGCAUGGGGGCGAUCAAAUAUGCUUUCUUCAAAGGUGAGACGAUUCUGCAGCCGUUUAAAUAGGGUGCCUCCGUUUCUCCGAGGUUGGGUGAAAGUCAACACGUGCGUUGGCAGAUGCAUUGUUGCUUUUAUAUUUGCAAUUGGAGUAGUUCUAACGUGCACGGGUGUCCAUUACAUAUAUGGAGGAAACGGUGCUGAGGAAGCGUACCAAUGGAAGGGUCACUACUCUCAGUUCACCCUGUUGACCAUGACGUAUGAUGCUCGGAUAUGGAACUUGAAAAUGUAUGUAAAACACUAUUCUAGAUGUUCUUCAGUGAAGGAGAUAGUUGUGGUGUGGAAUAAGGGGUUACCUCCCGAUCCGAGUGAUUUCGAUUCGGUGGUCCCUGUGAGAAUCAGGGUUGAGGCAAGAAACUCACUAAAUAAUCGUUUUAGAAUGGAUCCUUUGAUUAAGACCCGAGCUGUUCUGGAGCUAGAUGAUGAUAUCAUGAUGACAUGCGAUGACGUAGAACGGGGUUUCAAGGUGUGGCGGGAACAUCCAGACAGGAUAGUCGGUUUUUAUCCUCGUCUAAUUAAUGGGAACCCAUUGAAGUACCGCGCCGAAAAGCACGCACGGAAGCAUAAGGGAUACAAUAUGAUUCUGACUGGGGCGGCUUUUAUUGAUAGCCAAGUUGCCUUCGAGAGAUACUGGAGCCCGCAAGCUAGGCUCGGGAGAGAAUUUGUGGACAAGUAUUUUAACUGCGAAGAUGUGCUUUUGAACUAUUUGUAUGCGAAUGCCAGUUCAUCUAGGACUGUCGAGUACGUGAAGCCGGCGUGGGCCAUAGACACCUCGAAAUUCUCGGGUGCGGCAAUCAGCCGGAACACGAAAGUUCAUUACCGGAUAAGGAGCGAUUGCCUUGCAAAGUUUUCGCAGAUGUACGGGGGUUUGGCCAGGCGGAAAUGGGUGUUUGACAGAAGGAAGGACGGUUGGGAUGUAUAGGGGAAUGCCGAGCAGUGUAUGAUAGGCAAAGACACCUUACGAGCUCUUCCCCGUGAAACCGCCAAUUUUCGAUCUCAAUAGGUACAUUCUUCUCCUGCAUGUCAAUACAUUACUACCCCUUUUCUUAGAGUGAAUCUUGGUUAGUGGGGCUGUACAUUGGUCUUGUCGUAGAUGGUUUUAUCUUUGGAAUUUCUCAGAUGCAGAGUUACCCCAUUUUCCUUUGGUUUAAACAAUCUGGUUUGGUUUCUUGUCUCUCUCUUUUGGAUAAUGUAUCAUGCAAUGGAAAUGAAGAAAUGAGUCUUCUUUUAG
Molecule: messenger RNA, 2677 nt
Organism: Rhodamnia argentea
Lineage: Eukaryota; Viridiplantae; Streptophyta; Magnoliopsida; Myrtales; Myrtaceae
Product: glucosamine inositolphosphorylceramide transferase 1
Exons: 4
Coding region: 44-2368 (774 amino acids)
Cellular component (GO): membrane
Molecular function (GO): glycosyltransferase activity
Source: RefSeq, a predicted model, not a curated record